Messenger RNA from Penicillium verrucosum, 978 nucleotides. RefSeq names its product aldo/keto reductase family protein. The record is from RefSeq and is a predicted model, not a curated record. Bases 1 to 978 code for a protein of 325 amino acids. NCBI's taxonomy places the organism in Eukaryota, Fungi, Ascomycota, Eurotiomycetes, Eurotiales, Aspergillaceae. The transcript has 2 exons. Gene Ontology annotation, cellular component: cytosol.
AUGGAUACCCCUCGCUAUGUAUUCGGUGCCCAAGGAUUUGGUAUCGCUUGGAUAGCUGAUAAUGUCGACCAUUUGAUGAAGAGUCUCACGGAGGCUGGAAUCAAUCAAUUCGAUACGGCUGCCCUGUAUCCCGCCACUAACCCCGGUGAAUCAGAGGAACUUCUCGGUAAAAAGAAGCCAGAGAACGCGAUCAUCGACACGAAGGUUUUAUUCAUUGGCGAUGACUCUUUGUCCUUCAAGAACAUGGGGGACUCUAUUAAGGGCAGUUUGGAGCGAUUGCAGGUCAAGAAAAUCCACACACUCUACGCCCAUGCCCCGGACCGCAAGGUCCCGAUUCCUCUACAAGCCGCACACUUCGACCAUUACUAUCGUCAAGGGUACUUUGACAGGUUGGGUCUCUCCAACUACAGUCCAUCUGCGAUCCGUGCCUGGAUGGAAAUCGCCGUCGAGGAAAACCUGAUUAUGCCUUCAGUUUACCAAGGCCAAUACAAUGUCUUCUGCCGAGGCUACGAGGACGAGCUUUUCCCAGUACUACGUGAGUUCGGCAUUGACUUUGAGGCAACCUCGCCAUUGGCCGGUGGAUUCCUCACCGGAAAGCUCUCCUAUUCUCCAUCACCUGAACAGUUGGAGGGUACCCGUUUUGAGGUCGGAGAGGGUAAUAUGCUCGGUGCAGUUUACCGCAUGUGGUACGAUCAGCCCCUGUAUCACCAGGCUAUGCGGACCUUGGACAAUAUUGGUAACAAUCUGGGGACUACGGGCGCCCAAUGCGCCCUACGCUGGUUGCUUUUCCAUUCCAACCUCAAGGAUCCCGACCGAAUUGUCAUCGGACCAAGCACUCUGAAGCAGCUUCAAGACUAUGUUGAUGCCCGGAAGGCCGGACCGCUUCCAGCCAACGCAGCAGGCGAGAUUAGUGCACUUUGGCCGUCUCUGAAGGGAGUUGCGGCGACGAUCAUUGAGAAGGGAUGGUGGUCCCUGUGA